AUGACGUUCCUCGGAGGCGUCCGUUGGGCAGACAUCAGCAGCGACACUCAGUCGCUGUCGGCGAUGCCCUGCACGCCCAAAGGGAGUUCCUCGUACUGUGGAAGCCUCGGAGGCGGCGCAGCAGCUACGGCCCUUCUUCUCCAGCACGAGGCCGCCGAACAUUCGUACCUGAAUCCGUCCUCGUGUGCCGCCGAGUUUGAAAACAGCAGCGCCGGUCUGAACCUUCAUUUCCGUAGUGCGGCCAACCUCGGCGGCGCAGAAGCAGACGCCAUCAAUGUCCCGUCUCCUUCGGCCGCGUCUGGGCUCGACGGCGGCGGAGACUGCGACGGCAUGUGCGAAAGAUUUGGCUGGGAGGGCCGCUCCGGGUCCAGAGAAGCGAAGAAAAACGCUGGCGUUUCUUCCAGCACUGCGACGACUCCUGGAUUCAAAGGUCUGUUGGGAUUUUCCUCCUCCCACGAGCAUGGCGAAGGCCGCGGCACUGCGGCCUCGUCCUGUGCGUCGAAUGCCGCUCUUAUCUCUUCAGGCUCCGGGAGAGCCUGCGACAAACACGGCUCGCCGUCAGGCUCUUCCCUUACUUCUGUCGCGGGGGCCGGGAAGCUCCGGGGUCGCGGCCGACCCACGCCGGGGGCGUCUGGGGCUGCUCGCCCGCAGCACAGCGUGAAGGCUGGCCAGAAGGCUGCGAAUGACGACGCAGAUGCAUGCGCGAACUGGCGUCGAGCAGCGCCAGGCCCACGAGACGCAUUGACUCGCGCGCCCGCCUUGACUCCGGCGAAACGCAAUCGUCGGGCGUCUGGAGGCAGCUGUCGCACGAGCUCGACUCUCGUAGGUCGCGACAGUCUGACUGAGGAAGACGAGAAGCCGAGCGUGGCUGCCCCAGGCUCGGCUGGCGAAGGCGUGCUCGUAGGCCUUCUCCAGUCUCAACAGCCUCCCUCGAAGAAGAAGCGCUCGCUCCAUACGAACCCUGCACAGGGGCGAGAACAGAAGGGAUGUCUGUCGGCCGAGGAGGAAGUGAGCGAGGCGUCGUCUCUCAAAGGGACCGACAAAGCUGGGGCCCAGAGCGGCCAUUCCGGGACUCGCAGCCAGCGAAACAGCGCCUCGGCAAUGGUGGGAAGUACCGGUGGAGUCGCCGUCUCCGGCCGCAAGAGUGGGGGAGGCCGCCGGUCUGUGGGCAGCUCUCGGGGCUCUGCGGGGGCGGCGAGCUCGAAGCAACCCGCAGGGACGAAUCUCCUCCUCCAGCACAUGGGCUCCAUUUCCGCGCCGUUCCUCCAGAUCCCCGGUUUCGUCUCUCCCAUGUUCCUCCCCACGCUCUCUUCACCUGUCGCUGGCGGCGCACCUGCAGUCGGCCCGGCAGCGCUGGGGCUCUCCUUUUUGCCGCAUCCUAAUGCGAAGACGGCGGAGGCGAGCGGCGAGGUCGACGAAGAAGACUGGGCACGCAGGGAGUCGGCGCGCAUGAAGGACAUUGCGAUCGGCAAGGCGACGGAGGGCUAUCGCAACUUUAUUCGGGCGAUUCCGAAAGACCAACGCAGAGAAGGAGACCCGGCGACGCCCGAUCCGAAGCAACGGUGCACCAAGGCCCAGUUUCAGCGGGAAUACCAAGACUGGCGAAAGCAGCUCCACAGAUACGACUCGUGCGGUGUGCGGGGUUUGUCGCCUGUGGAGAACGCAAACACGCACGGCGAGGAAGCCUUCCGGGACGCGAAACAGGAGGCAACGGGUGAGGGCCGAGGGGCCGAGCUCGGGAUAGCAGCCAACCUGGGCGUCGAGGCGAGGCCCGCGACUGAGGGCGAGACGGUAGGCGAGGUCGCAGGCUUCACGGACGAAACAGACCCGAUCCUCGAAUUCAACAGAGAAUGCGAGCUCGCUGGCCUGUGA
Neospora caninum is the source of this 1872-nucleotide messenger RNA. RefSeq lists its product as hypothetical. Gene Ontology annotation, molecular function: histone pre-mRNA stem-loop binding; mRNA binding. NCBI's taxonomy places the organism in Eukaryota, Apicomplexa, Conoidasida, Eucoccidiorida, Sarcocystidae. Bases 1 to 1872 code for a protein of 623 amino acids. The record is from RefSeq and is a predicted model, not a curated record. Gene Ontology annotation, cellular component: histone pre-mRNA 3'end processing complex; cytoplasm. The transcript has a single exon. Gene Ontology annotation, biological process: mRNA transport; mRNA 3'-end processing by stem-loop binding and cleavage.